UCCGGUACAUGAUCACAAUGCCUAUACAUUAAGCGCGAUCUUCUUUAAUGGAAGGCUUUAAAUAUACGUCCAUCAUUGGAUUGAGUCUGCAAAUGGCGGCCAACCGAAAUAUAUCAUGACACAAGUCCAUUCUUUUUACCUGGCUGAUGGCCUUGAAUCAUACAGACAAGGGGUCACCGCAUUCCGAAAUGCUCGUGACUGGGCCAAAGAGCAGCGGGAUAACUUUUUCAAAGCGGCAAAUCAAAGAAAGAAACUUUCGCAUAACCUUUCCACAUCUCCCACGGCUGAAGAGAAAACCAAGGGUAAGAAGAGGCCGGCCACAGCAACCAAUGAACCGGUGCUUGUCAAGAAAGCACGACACGGCAAGUGAUUUAUAUACUACUUGAUGCAAUUGCAGGCAUAGGCUUGCCAUUGACGGGUUGUCGCUACUAACCGACUUUGU
This is a messenger RNA of Aspergillus sclerotioniger CBS 115572, 442 nucleotides long. RefSeq lists its product as uncharacterized. The record is from RefSeq and is a predicted model, not a curated record. The coding region runs from base 116 to 370 and encodes 84 amino acids. The transcript has 2 exons. Lineage: Eukaryota; Fungi; Ascomycota; Eurotiomycetes; Eurotiales; Aspergillaceae.